This is a messenger RNA of Grus americana (Whooping crane), 5161 nucleotides long. It is a transcript of the gene PRORP, whose product is annotated as protein only RNase P catalytic subunit. The transcript is spliced from 8 exons. Bases 718 to 2484 code for a protein of 588 amino acids. Gene Ontology annotation, cellular component: mitochondrial ribonuclease P complex; mitochondrion. Lineage: Eukaryota; Metazoa; Chordata; Aves; Gruiformes; Gruidae. Gene Ontology annotation, molecular function: ribonuclease P activity; protein binding. The record is from RefSeq and is a predicted model, not a curated record. Gene Ontology annotation, biological process: tRNA 5'-leader removal; mitochondrial tRNA 5'-end processing.
CCGAGCAUGCAGGGCACCGAGUGAGGGACGUGAGGCCUUGUGAAACGCACCGGCUGCCCAUGAACCUCCUCGUAUUUACGUUUAUAACUUAACAUUUACGUGAGAUUUCACUGUAGUUACUGCUAGUGGUGUUGCUGUGCCUCUUUGGCAGCAGCAUUACCAAGGAUUUACGAUUGGGGAAGCCAGUUCAACGGAAGUUUGUCACAGGUUGAAAGGUAUGAGGGAACCAAUGUAGGAAUCCUGUGGUGGGACUGCCUGAGGGAUCAGGAAUGGGAUUCCUGACCUGAAACUGUCGAGGAAACCUUCCAACUCGACUUGGGUGAAGGCAGGAAGAAAAAAAUCUGUGCUUUUUGCCUAGCUGCAUCAGAGUUGCCUGUCUGCAUACAACAUACUCAGUACUCAUCUUUACAGUAACCAACAAACAGAAAUGAGAAGCUGCAAACCUGCAAAGCAUCUUCUCUAGGAAGAAAGAUACCCUCAUUUUGAAUGAAUGUUCUCACAGUCUGAAGAGAUUGAUUUUUGUGAAAGAAAGAUUUUACCUUUUUUUGUUUUCAUAAGAGGCAGAAAGGAUUCAUAGAACAAGCAUUUUGAAACCGAAGCUUAUACAGCUUGACAGCCCCUGGGCUUUUAUAAUAAAUGUCCCGAUGUAAACUGCAUCUUCCAUUUUAUAACUUUGUUCUAUAAAGUGGGCUAAUAGUGAGCUAAUUUCUUCUUGUCAUGGCACUCCUUUCUCAAACUAGUCAACAUUGUUUUCAGGCUUUGCUAUGGAAAUGUCGUAUGUUUUGGCCUGUUUCAAGAUGCCAACAACUGUUUGCUGUCUCUUUUAGCAUCCCCAGUAGGGAAAAGGCUAGCUAUUUCAGUUAUAUGACGUCUUCCAGCACUGCGUUACCAGUGGAUCCCAAAGGAACUGAUGUCUUUCCUACCAAGAAAAGGUCUGAAAUUGAUUAUGAAGAAGAAAAAAAAGGAUGGGAUGAGGAGACUAAAGAAAUAUCUGAAGGGAAACUCCACUUUUCUUCCUCUGUUGGAGCUCCAAAGAAACGGUUAAUGAGUCAAGUUCUGUCAAGGCAUAAAUUUACCAACAUACAGCCUCCAGAAAAACCUUUGCAGGCUGAGGAAUGGAACAGACUGAGGGAAAGCUUUCAGUCACCUGCCGUAUUUGAAGAAGUGAUGUUUAACAGUAUGAUCAGGUGCAACAGCCCCAUUGAUGUGGCCAAGUCCUUGCUGACCCAUGUGGCAAAGAAUAAUGGUGACAUUGCCUAUAAUUUGUUGCUCAAAUAUCUGGCAUUGUGUGUCCAGCAGGGGCAGACUUCAGAAAUUCAUGAUGUGUAUGAGAUAAUGAAAAUAAAAUUUAAGAUUUUAGAAAGUGGGGCUUACAACCUUAUUAUCAGGGGGCUGAGUAAUUCAGAUCAAUGGAGAAUGGCUUUGACUCUUUUGGAAGAAGUAAAAAAGAUUAUGAUUCCCUCACGGACUAACUAUGAAUGCUGUAUCAAAGCAGCCGGCCGUCACCAAGAAAUGAACCUCGCAUUUGAACUUUACCAUGAAAUGUUGACUAAGGAUUUGGUGCCAACUCUGGAUGUCCUGCAGGCCUUUUUUGACUUCAGCAGGGGUAUGAAAGGUGCCAAGUUACAAAAAGAGCUGUUUGGUGUCCUCUUAUAUUUGAGAGACAACCAAAUAUACCCUCACAAAAUGUUUAUGCGGAGUAUAAAGCUAUGGUUUGAAAGUAUACCAGGAGGGAACUGGAGAGGACAGCUGACCAACAUUAAAGACAGCGGACAGUGCCCAGUUUGCAACCAUCAGUUGGAGGAUAGUGACCUCACUGAAGAGGAGUAUGAUAAUCUCAGAGAAAGAAUAAUAAGAGACGUGAUACACGGAACUGACAUGUUUAGAAAGACAAGCCCACAGGAAUUUGAAGCCUUUCAAACAUUUGUGGAAAACCGACUUCCAUUCGAUAUUGUUAUUGAUGGACUCAAUGUUUCCCACAUAAAACCCAGAAAGAUGCAGUGUGAAAAUCUAUUUGAUGCUGUCAACUGCCUGGCAAAAGACAAUGCCCGGUUGCUUGUGCUCGGCCGCAAACACAUGCUGAUUAAUUCUUCCAAUUGGAAAAGAGAGAUUAUGAAGGAGAUGCAGAAUAAGGCAGACUUCUUCUUUGCUGAAAAUAUCUCUGAAGAUGAUGCCUUCUUGUUAUACGCCACUCUUCGAUCAGGCAAGCAUUGCAAGUUUGUUACUAGAGACUUCCUCCGGGAUCAUAAGGCUUGCCUUUCCGACAGUCUGACACGUCAUCUGUUCCGUAAGUGGCAGCGUGGACACCAAAUAGAGUUUUCCCCUUCUGUAGAAGGAAAGCGUAUACAUUUUUUGCCUGCUUUCCGUUAUGACUGUGUGGUACAGACUACAGGUGAUACAUGGCACAUCCCCUAUAAAGACAUUUCUGAGGAAAAAUAUUCAUAUCGAGUACCAAGAAAAUGGCUCUGCAUUCAACAGAAAUGAUGAAGAAUGUAAUUGGACAAGCUGAAGCUACUUUUUUUAAUCACUGUUGCUGACUAGGAGAACUCAGUAGUACAAUUAUGGGAUUAAUGUGUGAGGCCUAUAACUAAAGGAAAGUCAGUAACUGUGUUUUGUCAAAAUCAUUCCUGCAGUAAAUCUGUUAACAUCAAUGGUGGUCUGGCAGGGAUGAAUUAGGUCUGUUAUUUCCAUCUUUACAGGCAAUUUCUGUAGCCUCUCAAUGUGUUUUGAAUUAAAACUUGUUUUUCCCUCUUGGAAUUUCAGGUUGUGUUUUUGAUCUUUUUUUUUCUCUGAAGCUUUUAAUCUACACUGAAAUUCAUAAAAUUUGUACUUCAAAGAAAUUGAGCGGGACUUCCAAACUACCUUCAAAAUGGGCAUAGCUGACCUUGCAACGGUGUCACACAGUGUCAUUAGCCAAUAAAUGGAGCUAACAGGGCCAAAUGAUAUGUUUACCGUUUGCAGACACGCACAGCCUUAAUACUUUGUCAUGCUAACUAGAAUUAAUUUGAUCACAUAGAAUGCAAAAGAUUUGUUGUAGCAACAUAUAUUAAGAUUUUGAUUGGAAGAAUUAGGAGACAACCAGUGGGAUAUUGUGUGCCUCUCGCACUCUUCCACACUCUUAAAUUUGCUGUUUCUGACAGGGUUUCAUGGCACCAGAACACAACUAGAAAUUCUUACAGGCAGUAAUAGGAUAAAACUGAAUUUUGUACAGAUAUUUUUAUAAAACCUAUCCCAAGUUAUAAAUAAAGCAAGAACAAUAGUGUACCUUACAGGAAAGGUGUUCUAAGUUAUUAUUUAUAAGUGUUUGUAUGGUAAAUGUGUUCAUUUAUCACACUUACCACUUUAAUGCAAACUUUUCUCGCCAAAAAACAUGGAAAUGCCACAUUAAUCUCAGAUGAAAGAUCAUGUUUUUGUGACAUUUGUCUUGCACACUGAAAAAUCCUCAGUUUGAAGUCUGAAUCAUACAGAUUUUUUUGUAUAGUAUUUGCAGUUCUGAGCUGUUGCAGUGUCCCAUGACAAGCUGUCUCAGGACUCUUAGCAUUCAAGCAUGUUCCCUGCUGGUUUUUUCACAUCAGAGAGCUAUCCUGACGUUUUCUACUCCUGGUUUGUAAAACAGCAGGUGUAAUUUCCAUGCAUUCAUGUCCUUCAGGUACUGUGCAGAAGGUGUAGAGGAGCUGGAUACCUCUAAGGUAACCUAGAACCUUGGUUUUAAGUUCAUCAUGAUGUUGGUAGCAUUCAUCACAGACACCUUUUCUGACAGAACAUGCCAGUUCCUAUGUGUCAUCUGCUUUCUGGAGUCUGCCAGGGGAAAGCAGAGAGAUUGGAUAUUCUUCUCUCACUCCUCAAACCGAUUUACUUCUAAUUUGUCCGAAGAUUGUUUUUACAAUUCUCUAAGUCAGAGAACUGCCACAUCUCCUUGAAAAUGCUGCAUUGGGUCUGGCUGAGAUGGAGUUAAUCUUCCCCUCAGCAGCCCUCACAGUGCUGCACUGUGUAUUGGUAGUGAGCAAGGUGUUGGUAACACACCAGCGUUUUGGCUCCUGCUGAACCGUCCUGACACAGCACUGAGAGCCUCUCACCAACAAGGGGGUGGGCAAGAUCUUGGGAGGGGACACAGCCAGGACAGCUGACCCUAACUGACCAAAGGGAUAUUCCAUGCCAUGUGAUGUCUGCUCAGCAAUAAAAAGCUGAGAGAAAGGAGGAGGAAAGAGGGGGCAUUCAUCAUUUGCAGCGUUUGUCUUCCAGAGUAACUGCUAUGUACUGAAACCCUGCUUCCCAGGAAGUGGCUGGUCGUUGCCUGCAGAUGGGAAGUAGAGAAUAAAUCUUUUGUUCUUCCUUUGCUUCCACACAUGACCUUUGCUUUUGCUUUAUUCAACUGCCUUUAUCUUGACCCACAAGGUCUUUUUCCAUCUUAUUUUCUCUCCCCUGCCCCGCAGAGGAGGGGAGUGAUAGAGCGGCUUGGUGGGCACCUGGCCUCCAGCCAGAGUCAACCCACCAUAACACAAAGGUAGUUAUAUUGUUAAAGUGUCUUCCCCUGUACAGGACUGCUUAGUUAGCAGCCGUUGCUCUGUAUGAGGGUUACUUACCCUCUUAAGUUCUGCAGCAGCACAAGCUGAUCUGAAUCAGCGCUGUUACAGUCCCAGGUUGGGACUAGCUCUGGUGGUCAUGCGGUCCUAAGCAAUUCAGAGCUGGGUCAGCUGAACGCAAACCCCUUAAAACAUUUGUUUUGGCUAGGUCAAAAUUGGCGUUGUUGUAUGGAACUAGCACCAUUGCACAUGUACUGGUUCCUGUGUGGGAGGGGGGCUGAAACGUCAGCCUGCAGAAAGUGGGCACCUGCAGCUCUGCCUUGGGUCGGCUUUAGCUGACCGGAAACUGCACCUUGUCCUGGUUCUGGCAAGGAUAGAGUUAAUUUCACAAAGAGCCAGGACAGGUGAGCCGAGCUGGCCGGGGGCUAUUCCAUACCUUGUGACAUCAUGCUCACCAUAAAGGGGGCCGGUCGGGCAGGGGCGGGUUCGGUGUGGCUCUGGGACAGGCUGAGCGGCCGGUCGGUCGGUCGUCGGAUCGGUAAAUUGUUCUUUGUUAUCACCCAUUGUGAAUAUCUGUUAUCAGCACUGUUGUUGAUUGUUUCCCUCUCCCUUGCUGUCCCAGUAAACUGCCCUUAUCC